AUGAACCAAUUUCAUCUUUAUCCACAUUAGAUAUAUAGAAGAAAUACUAGAAACAAUCUUUACACCGAUGAAAACAAAUCAGAAAGCCCUACUUUAGACGAAACAUCCAAACGAUUAAAAACAACAAAUCCAAAAGAGAUUAAUAUAAGUGAUUAUGAAGAUUAAAAAUAAAGGAGGAUUCAAACAGAAGCUUCUCAAAAUAAAGCUUCAGAUUAAAAAUAAAAUCAAUAUGAUAAGCUACCUUCUUUAAAAAGCUAAUCAUCAAAACAGGCAAAAACAGGAGGAGAUCAUAAUACAGAUUAAAUAGAAAACUAAGAUCAACUUUCAUAAAGAAAGAGUAGGAUAGAUAAGUAGUAAAAAAAAGCAGCUAUUGAAGAUGAUGAUGGAGAUGUAUUUGAUAAAAAACCUAGAAGUACAAAUUUAAUAGAUAAUUCAAAAGGGUUUUUAGAUGCUUAGUAAAUUAUUGAUAAUUCCUAAAGAGAAAGAUUACCAUCUAUAAAUAAUAAAUUAAAUACAAACCAGAUAGAUAUUUUGAAUCGUUAUGAUGACAAAGCUUCACCAAAUUAUCGCACUUAAUCACGUUAAUAGAGUCAAUCAAAAAGAAACAGUACAAGUAGAGGAAGUAGUAGAAGUGAACACAGAAAAAAUCAAGAAAAUUAACUAAACAAAAGUUUUGAAUAGUCAUCACCAAAUGUCUAACAUCAAAAGUUAAAAAAUUCAUAAAUCAAUACUUAAGAUGCAAAAAAUACAGGUUUAGAUAUAAAUAUUAGUUUAUAAGAUAUAAAUUAUGAUAGCUCUGCUUCUAAACCAGAUUAAAAAAACAUUGAACAAUCUACUGCAAACUAAUUAGAUAGCUAAAAAAACAAAAAAGAAAAUAUUGUAAAAAAUAAUUCUUCGCUUUUAAAUAAAUAUAAAUUAGAAUAAGAAUAUUUAAAAGGUAUAAAAUAAAAAAGUAAUAAUAACAAUAGUGUUUUAAACGAAAGUUAAAAUAUUCACAAAUCUUCUUAAGAAAUGCAACAGGAUGAUGGAAAUGAUAGUGAUUAAUCAGAAGAUACUCGCUUAAAUAAUAAAAUUAAUAAUUAUAGAAAUUAAUAUAGAAGAAAUAUUGAUGAAAUUUACAAGCAAAUAAAAACAGAACAUAACUCACCAUCGAGUAGAAGCAUUUAUUUCCAUGAAGAAUUAAUUAAUAACGGGCUGAGAGCAUAGGGUAAAUUAAAAACAGAACCUAAUGAUGAUUCUAAAAAUCACAAUUUAACAAUCUCAAGACCUUCUAUUGAUUAUAACACUUCAUUAAGUAAAGUUGAUGGUGAUGAAAUUGAUAAUAUAUAAAAUUAAUCCAAAACUGUUCCUAUACACGUGCUUUUAAAUAAAAUCAAAUAAAGAAGCAACUACACUUAAAAACUAGAACGUUUGAGUAGCAAUCUUCAUGGGAUUAGUCCUAAUAAAUCUUAGAUAGAUUUAGAAGAUAGUACUUAAAGUCAGUUAGCAUAUGAUCAUCUUAAAGCAUAAAGACAGUAUUUAACAAGCAAGAAAUAUUUAAAUAUGUACAGUAGGACAAUAGACUCUAUGAAUAAUUAUGAUUCUAAUGGAGAUAAAAGCGGGAAAAAAAUAAAUGAAAACAGUUAUUUAAAUAAUAGCAAUGCCAACAACAGUUAAAAUGGUUUGGUAAUAAGAAAUGCAUAGAAAUCAAAUGGAGGUAUAUAUGGAAUAAAUAAAACCUUGGAUGUAUAAAGAUUAAAUGAAGAAAUAGAUAGAUUAGAGUAAUAAAGUAAAGCUUACUAAAAGUUACUUAAAAUAAGCAUAGAUUGCAGUAUAGAUUUUACAAAGAAUGUAACAGAAUAUAAAGUCCAUUCAAAUUUAGAAUGA
Molecule: messenger RNA, 1866 nt
Organism: Tetrahymena thermophila SB210
Lineage: Eukaryota; Ciliophora; Oligohymenophorea; Hymenostomatida; Tetrahymenidae
Exons: 2
Source: RefSeq, a predicted model, not a curated record